GUGCCACUGCCACAUUCCCCCAGCGGCGCCACGGUUGAGAGAAAGCACGCGUUUUCGGUUUAAUUCCUCCACUCUUCUUCUCGUUCUGUUCUGCGUUGUUGCGUAGGACCCUACGGCUUGUUUUGUUCCUUGGCUUCCUCCAGUCGUCUGCUGAAAGUUUGUUGCAGUGUGUAGAGUUCCCUGGACGGCAGCUUAAGAUAGCAGCUGGUCAAGUCUGUUGUUUUCUUCUGGCACUCGUGCUGUGUCGUGAAACGAAACCAUGGGGAAGCAGAACAGCAAGCUCCGCCCUGAGGUGAUGCAGGACCUGCUGGAGAGCACAGACUUUACAGAGCAUGAAAUCCAGGAAUGGUACAAGGGCUUUCUACGGGACUGUCCCAGCGGCAACCUCUCCAUGGAGGAGUUUAAGAAAAUCUACGGAAACUUCUUCCCUUAUGGAGACGCCUCAAAGUUUGCGGAGCAUGUGUUCCGUACUUUUGACGCAAACGGCGACGGCACAAUAGACUUUCGGGAGUUCAUAAUUGCAUUGAGCGUCACGUCACGAGGGAAGCUGGAACAGAAGCUCAAGUGGGCGUUUAGCAUGUAUGAUCUGGAUGGAAACGGAUACAUCAGCAAAGCAGAGAUGCUAGAGAUCGUGCAGGCGAUUUAUAAGAUGGUGUCCUCCGUAAUGAAGAUGCCGGAGGAUGAGUCCACACCUGAGAAGAGAACAGAAAAGAUCUUCAGACAAAUGGACACCAACCGGGAUGGAAAACUGUCUCUGGAGGAGUUCAUCAAAGGGGCGAAGAGCGACCCGUCCAUUGUGCGUCUGCUACAGUGUGACCCCAGCAGUGCAGGACAGUUCUGAGAUCAGCGUCUCGUGCUUCAACCUUUUAUUUAUUUAUGGGUUUUAAUUUCGUUUUUUGAUAUAGUCGCUCCUUCCAGUCACAGGGAAAUGAUGGAGGGUCAGGUUUUUUUUUCUUUUCUUUCUAUUUUCCCAGACUAGGGCAUCUGGGUCUCAUCAGACUGAGCUUGGCCAGAUAUAGAAACACACACAUGCGCGCACAGAGUUAUUGGCUGUGUUUUCUCUGUAGGGAGCCACACCGGGUCUGCAAGAGGCCUGUGAUGGAGUGAAUUAGGGUUACUAGAGUAUUUAUCUGAACUCCAAUCACUUCCUGAUUAGAAAAGAGGUUUCAUGUUGGGGUAAAAAAUACAAUUCUAUUAGCUGAGGCAGUUUAAGCAUGACCAAGACCGGAAUAUAAGAUGGGAAAUAGUUUAUGCACUCAAUAAAACACAGUUGUGUCCUUUAUUAUUAUUUUUUUUAAUAUCUGAUGCCUGAAUCCUAGAUCAAACGGGUGACAAUAGUGUGUAAACAACUCAGCCUUAGUGAUUUCAGUAUUUGGCUUAUUUUUAACUUUUAGACUAUGUAGUUUCUCUCAAUUCAUAAUUAGGCCAGCUUUAUUAUCGGCAGAUCACAGUAUUAUUAUUCAGUGGGACCAAUAAAACAGGCAUGCAGAUUUUCUAGUUGUAUGAUUCCCCACGUUGUGCUUACAAUCUACAGAGCCUUAUUACUUACUGCUGGAAGCGCACAUCCAGUUUCGUGUGGAUUCGUUUGGUUUGAAUCAGAAAGACUGCCAUUCAAAAGACCUGAACUGAACUGAACUGCAUUCUCUUUUUCCAGUUUUCUAAUGUUUGUACUCUAGUAACUGUAGGCUUGUAUAUAAAUGUGAAAUAUCAGACACGCAUGCCAAACUGUACUCAGAGUUCCAUCUUAGGAUGCAGCGAUCAGUUUUAUUUUUAGCAAAAGCAUGUUAAUAAAUUAAUCUGCAUUUGUGGACAGGAGAGUAUUUGUGUAAUUUGUAUGCACGUGUUGUGUGUGUGUGUGUGUGUGUUUGGUUAAUAUCAGUUACAGCCCUGUUUGCUCACCCUGGUUCUAGAUGUUGUGUUGCAUUGUUUGCAUUAUUGCAGAACAUUUUUAUUGAAGAAGUAAUAAAGCUUUAUUCAUUCAAAGCUAAUAUAAUUUUAGACUCACUUUAAUCUGCUUUAUAGGCAGUCUUUAACCCUGGAUUGUACACAUGAGCAUCAUCAAGUUACUGAAUUGCCUUAAACACACUCCAAAGCGUUCCUGUGUAAGUUUUUUUUUUUUUUUUUAAAUCAAGCCUCAGUUGCAGUAAAUUUGCUUGAACUCGAAAUGAAAAUGAUCCAUCUGUUGGUGAGUUUAGCCGCUAUGCUCUUCCCGUUCACUCCUUUAGCAGAUGUAAUUAUGUUGACGGCCAUUUGCUUAAUAUAUUAAUUUGUCGAACACGCUCAUUUCCUAAAUAACAUCAAGAGUGUAAGAGGAAAUAGGACCCAUUGCUUUUCAAAUGCCCCUUGCAUUCAUGUUGUAUUCACACCUGUAUCCAUUGCACUUGCGGCACAAAUUUAAUUCAACGAUAGGUAGAGAGCAUUUAGUAGCUUCUAGUAGUUUCCGCAUCACCCUCUGCCCUGCUUUUAUCAAACGUGCCAACUGCUUCUACUGAUGUUCAGUGUUCUUGAAUGUCCCUGUUAAUGCCAAAUGCCUCACCACAGUGCAUUCGGUUCUGCUAUUCUGUUAUUUUACUUUUUAUCUUACUCGUUGAACAACUGCUGUUUUUGUAAAAAUAUUAAAACAGAGGCAGAUCAAAAUUUGUUCUGUUAUUUCAUGGUUUAUGCAUAUUUUAUGUCCCCCCCCCCCCCCCGUUUUCUUUUUAAACAUCUGACAUUACAUUUCUGUAUGACAAUAAUAUCAUGCAGUCGUGUGCCAAAAAUAUGAAAGCAGUAUUGUGGAAAUUUAUACUGUACAAUUGUUAUUUGUCAAACAAAUUGUUUGUAAUUCUUGCAUUUUGUAGAUUUUGUAUGGUAAUCUGUAUUUUGUGGCUGUAGAGAUUUGAGACCUAGAGAUUUGUUUUGGUUAUCACAUUGAGCAGAAAUUAAAUCUGGAGAGAACAGCG
Carassius auratus (goldfish) is the source of this 2942-nucleotide messenger RNA. RefSeq names its product neurocalcin-delta A. The transcript is spliced from 5 exons. The record is from RefSeq and is a predicted model, not a curated record. Gene Ontology annotation, biological process: calcium-mediated signaling. NCBI's taxonomy places the organism in Eukaryota, Metazoa, Chordata, Actinopteri, Cypriniformes, Cyprinidae. Bases 260 to 841 code for a protein of 193 amino acids. Gene Ontology annotation, molecular function: calcium ion binding; actin binding; tubulin binding.